AUGGUCUCCGACGAGACGUACGACAUCUGUCUACCUGUCCUCCAGGACGUGACCCUCGAAGAUGAGGACAAGAUCGACAAGCUCGAGACCCUUCUCAAGCGAGAGACAGCUUUGCAGGGCCAGUCUUUAGAAAACGCCGUCCUCGAUGCUGUUUGGCGCUAUCGCGAGGGCGGCGGCUCUGCAACGUCGCCACCGCCCAUUCGCCAGACCAUCCUACGCCGACCCUCUCCGGCGUCGUGGCGUGGGUCUGCCACACCGCUUUCCGGAUCGCCGCGCCUCGGCGUGAGCCCACUGGCACCACCCGGCUACGUACCCCCUGCUUUCAACCGGACCAACAAGUCGGCUGCCCCGUCGCCGUUCAGCUCGCCGCGUCCGUCACCGCGUCUGGCCUUUGCUACUCCCGCCAUUCCUCACAGCCCCAGUCUCAACGCCUACGAGUUUGCCAGCGACAACACGCCUGCGGCCGAGAUCUUCGGUGACUCCCAGCAGACCGACAAUGUCGACUGGCUCGUCAGUGACGACAAUGUCAGCGUCACCUCCUCCGUCGGCACAUCUAGCGGUCUGAACGCAGCCGCGCCCGAGUUCUCUCUGUCGUCGCAGCAGAGUGACAUGACGCCCUACGACAUGCUCCGCUCUAUCCUCGGGCCGGCUCGCACAGACGACGAGAUUGAUGCUGCCCUCUCUGUUCACGGCUACGACCUUGGCGCUACCAUCUCGGCCAUUAUGGACAGUCAGGAAGUGUCGUUUACGUUGACCACAACGGCCGCAGGAGGAACCGCUAAUGGCUCCACAUCCGUUGCCUCGUCUCUAGACGAGUCGGCCGGUGGCGUGUUGAUCGGCAAAUCUAUGACGCCGAUACCCGAUAUACGACCGGGGACACCGGCGGAUCAAAAAUCGGGCGUCCUCUGCAAGUUUUUCCUGUCCACCGGUCAAUGUCUCCGUGCCGACUGCCGGUUCAGCCAUGAUCUGAGCAACCACAUCUGCAAUCGACUCAACAUCGACGGGAGAAACACACCACCGCCACAAAUCGGAGUGCAGCUGCAUGACUACAACGCCUUUCCCAUGCUGCAACCGGCCACGCCCGAGCAGCUGCCCCUCUUCCCGGCAUCUGGGAACUAUCCUGCCGUGGGCCUCACACCGCCUCCGGGCUUCAAACUCACGCCUGGCGGCGGUGAGAUCUCACGGCCACGCUCUCGCCCAGGCAGCCGGCACCAGGUGCACAAGGAGAGCAGCAACCAGGCUGCACCGUCGAUUGACGACACCGACGCAUUCCCGUCGCUUGGAUCGGCAUCUAGCAAAACCGCCGGCAAGAAGCAUCACGGGAAGAGGGGCGGCCACGGCCAUCAUAAGGAGAACGCCACUGGUACCUUUACUCCAAACUCUCUGGCCGAUAUUGUUAAGAUGUCGCCUUCGCCGGGACCUGAAACAGUCUCGCCGGCUGCGUCUCGUCAGGUAUCCCGGAAGCUGGGCCGUAACGGCAGCUCGGCCAACCUUCGGAACGGGGAGAACAGUGCGACGGCCCAGGCGAUCCCGACGCCCAAGCACAUCCCUUGGCUGGAGACGGGAGACAAGGCCAACAAGGCAUACCUGAAGGCGCGCCAGGAAGCCAUCAAGCAUGGCGGUCUUAGAAACAAGUUUUUGCAGAGUGCGGCUCAGGCGUGGAACCGAAACGAUGCUCGGGCCGCCAAGGCGCUUAGCCUGAGGGGCCAGAGCGAGAACGACUUGAUGAGGAAGGCGCACCGGGAGGCAGCGCGGGAGCUGUACGAGGAGCGCAACAAGUACAGCACGGCGAACUCGGAGAUCUACGUGGACCUGCACGGGCUGCACGCAGAGGAGGCGGUGGAGUACCUGGAGCGUGUGCUGCUGGACAAUGGAAGUGAGGCCCGGCCGGUGUAUGCGAUCACCGGGACGGGACACCACAGCAAGAACGGCAAGGACAAGGUGGGCAAAGCGAUCCGCGGGUUCCUGAACGAGUGGCGGUAUGCGUACCGCGAGUUCUCGGUGCCGAGCGACCGGAACAACAUGGGCGGCAUCCUCGGCAUCGAUGCGCGCAGCUGGGACAAGUCGCAGGCGCGAGCUGGUGCGGGCAGCAGCAGCAGCAACAGCAGUAAUAACAGCAACAGCAACAGCAACAACAACAGCAAUAGCAGCAAUGGUAUUAGCAACAGCAAUAGCGAUAGCAACGGCAGCAGCAAGAGCGGCAGCGGUGGUGGUGCCCUGCUGACGCCUGGCCGGAUCCCGUCUUCAGCGACUUCUGCGGCUUCAACGGAACGCAGAGGGCCAACGGAGAAGCUGGAUAUCCUAGCUCAAGGCGUGGAGAUUGGAGACGGCAAGGUGAAGCUGCUAGUGCGGGACUCGUCGAUCAAAGACGCACCCAAGACGCCGUCGGGACGUGGUCGUUGA
Grosmannia clavigera kw1407 is the source of this 2403-nucleotide messenger RNA. Its product is annotated as ccch zinc finger DNA-binding protein. Gene Ontology annotation, molecular function: RNA binding; metal ion binding. The record is from RefSeq and is a predicted model, not a curated record. NCBI's taxonomy places the organism in Eukaryota, Fungi, Ascomycota, Sordariomycetes, Ophiostomatales, Ophiostomataceae. Gene Ontology annotation, biological process: negative regulation of DNA-templated transcription. The transcript is spliced from 3 exons. The coding region runs from base 1 to 2403 and encodes 800 amino acids. Gene Ontology annotation, cellular component: nucleus.